Lolium rigidum is the source of this 1539-nucleotide messenger RNA. RefSeq lists its product as uncharacterized. Lineage: Eukaryota; Viridiplantae; Streptophyta; Magnoliopsida; Poales; Poaceae. The transcript is spliced from 5 exons. The record is from RefSeq and is a predicted model, not a curated record. Bases 16 to 1227 code for a protein of 403 amino acids.
CUGCUGCUGCCGCCCAUGGCCGACCCCUCCCACUCCUCCCCCACGGCGGCGGCCGCCGGGGACUCCCUCCUCGCGCCUCCGCCGGCCUCGGACGCGCCGGAGGCGGCCGCCCUCCCCGCCGCGGGCCCCGAUCUGGAUGCGGAGUUCGGGUUCCAGCGCCCCGAGCUCGGCAAGGAGAAGCUCGCCGGCACGGUCGGCUUCCACCAGCGCCACGUCUUCCUCUGCUACAAGAGCCCCGCCGAGUGGCCCUCCCACGUCGAGGCCACCGACUCCGACCGCCUCCCCCGCAUCCUCGCCGCCGCCAUCAAGGCCCGCAAGUCCAACCUCAACAAGAGCACCAAGCUGACCAUUUGUGAAGGAGAAGAUGGCACUGAGUCAUCCCUUGGAGACGUGCUGAUCUUUCCUGAUAUGAUCCGAUACAGAGGGCUGACCCACUUUGAUGUCGACAACUUUGUUGAAGAAGUACUCGUGAAAGAUGUUGAAUGGCUUCCUGGAUCUCCUGAGGCUAUAAAAGGUUCCUAUGUUUUUGUCUGCGCCCAUGGAAGCAGGGAUAAAAGGUGUGGUGUUUGUGGUCCUGCUUUGAUUACAAGGUUCAAGGAGGAGAUUGAAGCCCAAGGUCUGGAUGGCCAGGUGGCUGUUAGUGCAUGCUCACAUGUGGGAGGUCACAAGUAUGCAGGAAAUGUCAUCAUAUUCAGUUCAGAUGCCAAGGGAGAAGUGACAGGUCAUUGGUAUGGUUAUGUUGCUCCUGAUGACGUGCCUGUGCUGCUGCAUAAACAUAUUGGACAAGGAGAGAUCGUGGACCAUCUAUGGAGGGGUCAGUUGGGUAUGACUGAAGAGCAACAGAAGAAAGCUUUGGAGCUGAAGCACAUGACGAAUGGAGUGACUGGAGAAGAAUCAAGCGCCAAGGAAGCAAAUGGAACCAACGGUGCCGCUUGCAGCCCUGCACCUGCAGGUGGAUGCUGCCAGGGCAAUGGAGGAGGCUUUACCUGCUGCCAAAGUGAUCAGCCAGAAGAAAAACAGGACAAGAGUGUUCCAGCUGAGGAGAACCACAAGAGCUCUACGACAGAGACCGACAAAGAAAGCGGCAAGAAGGGGCACAUGAAGAUUUGCCAGAUGCCCAACUGGUUCGAGACCUGGGAGGCCAAGGACACCUACGCCACUCUCGCUGUUGUUGCAGCUGCUGCUACCGUGUUCGUCGCUUUCAGGAUCUACAAGAACGCGAACUGAAGCCCAGGAAGGAAUCUCAAAACAAGGCCAGGUUUUGUUUCCCGCAGUAAAACAGUCUGAUUUGAGAAUAAUAUACUACUUGUGCAUAGUAAUGCAAGGAUUAGAACUUAAGAAGUAGCGGGUAUGGAGAUGGUGAUGAAAAUCUGUUUUGCCUAAUGUCCUCAUGUGGAACUCCUAAGUUUGAAAGUUUUCCACGCCUUGGCUGUAUGUGUUCGUAAGCAAGGAUAUGGCCCUGGUGUUAUACGUGAUGAACUUCUGCUGGACCAUGUGGAUUUUUUUCACUAGGAAUACAGCAUUUCUGGUAUUUGCAAA